AUGAAGGAUUUAGGGGAUCUUCAUUGCUUCUUAGGUGUUCAGGUAUUGCGUACUGAUGCCUCUGGUUUAUUUUUAUCUCAAAAUAAGUAUGUUUCUGAUUUACUCCGUAAAUUCCCUCUUCAUAUUGUUAAACCAGUUACCACUCCUGUUGUCUCUAGAGUUACAUUGUCUAUGUUUGAUGGAGAACUCCUUAUUGAUCCCACAUAUUAUCGUAGUAUGGGUGCAUUGCAAUACUUAACUAUGAAUCGUCCAGAUAUUGCUUAUGCUGGCACUCUGAAUUUUGGCAUUUUCUUAUAUAGCAGCAGUUCUCCUACUGUUGUUAUUUCCUAUUCUGAUGUCGAUUGGGCGGGUUGUCCUAACACUUGUCGUUCUACUACUGGCUAUGUUGUUUUUCUUGGGAAGAAUCUUAUUUCCUGGCGUUCAAAGAAGCAACCUAUUGUGUCUAAAUCCUCUACUAAAGCUAAAUACAGGGUGGUUGCCUACAUAGCUGCUGAGACUAUUUGGCUCAAGAAACUUCUUGCUGACAUUGGAAAUUUCCUUCGUCAUCCUGUCAUUGUGUAA
Molecule: messenger RNA, 561 nt
Organism: Beta vulgaris subsp. vulgaris (sugar beet)
Lineage: Eukaryota; Viridiplantae; Streptophyta; Magnoliopsida; Caryophyllales; Amaranthaceae
Exons: 2
Coding region: 1-561 (186 amino acids)
Source: RefSeq, a predicted model, not a curated record